AUGUUGGUAGUUUAUCAAAAAUACUACACGCCAUUGGACAGACUUAUCAACAAGUUCCGUCGUAAAGCGUUCUGGCUAUACACGGGACUAGUCACAAUCUCACUCCUUUACAUGUUUUACGAGAUAUCUCAUCUUCCAACCCUUCCACCACCACCACCACCACCACCAUCACUGAGCAAUGCAUCCAGACGUAAAGCACGACAAGUCACGACAAAAGAAAUCACAACAACAGACCCCAAGACUGGUGUUUUAAAAGUUGAAGAAGUUGUGGUGAUUGAAUAG
Lodderomyces theae is the source of this 282-nucleotide messenger RNA. RefSeq lists its product as uncharacterized. The record is from RefSeq and is a predicted model, not a curated record. The transcript has a single exon. NCBI's taxonomy places the organism in Eukaryota, Fungi, Ascomycota, Pichiomycetes, Serinales, Debaryomycetaceae. The coding region runs from base 1 to 282 and encodes 93 amino acids.